CGCAUUUCUUUUUUUCUUUCUUAUAUAUACAUUUUUUUAUGACUGAACAAACAUUUUCAGAAAUAUAUGCUUCAUUUCUUUUAAAGCAAGAAAGAGAACACCAAGAUACAUUUACUGCUGCGUGUUAUGUGUUUCUUCAGUUUGAACCAUCUCGACAACAAGCGACACGACUUGGUAUCCUUUAUAUCCUCUAUAGACACUAUGCUAUUCUUCCUUUAGACCAUAAUCCUUUUCUGACUUUCUUUUUACAACUGACAGAAGAAUUACCCACAGAUUCUAUUGAACGUCAUUUUGUAUUUUGUAUCUUGGAACAAAGUUUGCCUGAUUUAGAAAACACAUUACCUCAUGAAUUAUCCAGUCAUAUCUUGCCACCUAUUCAACAGAAUGCAGUAUGGAUAAAUACACUCAAGUUAAAAGUAGCGCGUUUAAUUGAUGAUCCUGAUAUAGUGAUAUUGAAUCAAAACACCCGUCAGUUAUUAUCAGAAGCAUCGACAAGGAAAUUGACUUUACCCGAACAUGAACUAUUAAGCCAUGAAAGAUUAUCAGAUUAUCCACUCUGUCAACUCAUACCACCCAAUCAACUGCCGAGCUUGAUUGAUUUCAACCAAUUCCUUGCCCUGGAUAUUGUACCUAUCUUACUUGGAUCCAACCCAGCCUAUCUUCAGUCUUUAUUAGACACACCUGUCAGUAUCCAUUCAUUAGAAGUGGUACAUCAUGUCCUGAUGAACCAUAUGGUCCUCCCUGAAGAAUUCCUGCAUUAUUAUAUAUCCAACAGUAUUCGAUCCUGCGACCAAUUAGAAGAAGGACCCAAAAGAGAUAGACAAGUGAAACAGGUGACGCGUUUUAUUCAGUCUUUAUUAGAAAAGAAGAUCAUCCCUAUAUCUGAUUAUUUUGUUGAAAUUCAAUCCUUUUGUGUUUCUUAUAUGAAGCUAAAAGGUGUUGCUCAACUGUUUCGACUUUGCUUCCAAUAAAAUGAAACCAAGUCACGACUUUUUUUUUUCC
Messenger RNA from Gilbertella persicaria, 1002 nucleotides. RefSeq lists its product as uncharacterized. Bases 39 to 971 code for a protein of 310 amino acids. The transcript is spliced from 6 exons. Gene Ontology annotation, biological process: mRNA catabolic process; negative regulation of translation. The record is from RefSeq and is a predicted model, not a curated record. Gene Ontology annotation, cellular component: CCR4-NOT complex. Lineage: Eukaryota; Fungi; Mucoromycota; Mucoromycetes; Mucorales; Choanephoraceae.